Molecule: messenger RNA, 1598 nt
Organism: Rubroshorea leprosula
Lineage: Eukaryota; Viridiplantae; Streptophyta; Magnoliopsida; Malvales; Dipterocarpaceae
Source: the annotation of a GenBank genome assembly
CAUUUUCGACGCGGCAGUGGCGUCUUUCCCUCCAUACGCGCCGCCAUCUUAUCUAACGCGCAUCCUCCUUCAGUCCCACCAACCAUCCCCACCAACAGCCUCUCUCCAUCCUCGUCUUUCAUUUUCUUAUCUUUUUCUUCCUUUUUCUUCUCUUUCGACUUCCUCCGGUCUACGUAGUUUUUAUAUGUCAAUCCCGCGCUGUCUCUGUUCAUUAAUUUCCCACUCUGUGGGCAAGAUCUGAAGAUCCAACCUAAUUUUCCGGCGGUGGUGUUUGUAUUUGAAAAAGCAGCAUCUGAUGAUCGGAAGAUGGGAGGAGUCACCUCAUUAAUCGCCGCGAAAUUCGCCUUCUUCCCGCCUAAUCCUCCAUCCUACACGAUAGCAGCUGACGAAUCUGGCGGUGGCCGGCUGUACAUACAGGGGGUGCCUUGCAGGGACGACGUUGACGUUUUGAAGCUCCGUACCGAGCGCGGAAACCACAUCGUUUCUGUACACAUCAAGCAUCCAAAAGCAUCUGCCACUCUCUUGUAUUCUCAUGGAAAUGCGGCGGAUUUGGGGCAGAUGUUCGAGCUCUUUGUCGAAUUGUCAAAUCGGCUCCGCAUUAAUCUUAUGGGGUAUGAUUAUUCUGGUUAUGGUCAAUCAACUGGAAAGCCAACUGAAUAUGAUACAUAUGCAGACAUUGACGCUGCAUAUCAAUGUUUGAAGGAGCGGUAUGGAGUUAAGGAUGAACAAUUAAUAUUAUAUGGUCAGUCGGUUGGCAGUGGUCCCACUGUUGAACUUGCUUCACGGUUACCAAACUUGAGAGGUGUUGUUUUGCAUAGCCCAAUUUUGUCUGGAAUAAGGGUGUUGUACCCUGUCAAAAGAACAUUCUGGUUUGACAUAUACAAGAAUAUCGACAAAAUUGGGUUGGUGAACUGUCAAGUUCUAGUGAUUCAUGGGAAAGCGGAUGAUGUUGUUGAUUGGUCCCAUGGACGGCGACUUUCAGAACUUUGCAAGCAAAAGUAUCAGCCCUUAUGGAUAGGUAGAGGAGGACAUUGUAAUCUAGAGGUUUUUCCAGAAUUCUUCCCAUAUUUGAAAAAAUUUGUAUCAUCACUUGGCAAGUCAAAAGCAGCUGCAAAUGAUUCUGAAAUGACAACAGAAGAUUCAGACAAUCAGAGCAAACCAUCUGAAAAUGGGAACUUCAGAUACAUUCCAAUUGGUGUCUGACCUACCAGAAAUGUCUAGAAACAGUUUAGAUAGUCGACUUGAGAAGUCUAAGACGGCAUAUAUGCCUGAAAAAUCUCGCAUGAGCACUGACCGCGUUGAUAGAAAAAAGGGCAUAGUUUGGUAAUUACAGAUAUACACGACAUGCAUCUAAAAUAAAUUAUGUGCAUUUACCACCGAAGAUAGAAAUUUACCUUCCACUCCAGCUUUUGUAUUAUUGCAUCAAAGGCCUGCAUAAAUUAUCUGAUUGAGUGUGAUAUUUGUCAUAGAUGUUAUAGUUUUCCUGAAUGUAAUAAUGUAUCCUCAGAGCAUAAGUCAGAGCUAGUAAAACCGCCAUACUUUGAAUUCUUCUGUAAAAUCAACAGCUGCCUUAUUUAAAAUGAAAAUAUUGUGCUAGU